UUAAGGCAGACGCGUUGUCAAGUGACUCCCAGCCGCUCGCUCCUGGAGCUUCCCGCGGGGUCUCGCGUCCUAGGGCUUCGCCGGUGCUGAGGAUGCCCAUGGUGGCUCUGUAAAGCCGAGGCAUGGCUGCGGGAAGGUUACUGCUCUAUGCCGGCCUCUCUCUCGCUCUGUGCGCCCUGGGCAUGCUGGCGGUAGCGAUCUGCUCCGACCACUGGUAUGAAACGGACGCCAGGAAGCACCGGGAGCGGUGCAAAAGCUUCACCACCAGGAGAAACGACCCGGGCUUCAUUUACAACUCCAACAACAACCUGCCUCUGAGGGCCAGCCGAUCCAGGUUGGACCGCUGGGAAGGGAAACUCCUCUUGGCAAGGAACAGGAGGCAGCUCUUUGCAAUGAGCGCCGCCGAUGAGUGCAACAGACAGUACAACUCCACCAACAUGGGGCUCUGGAGGAAAUGCCACAGACUGGGCUUCGACCAAGAGCUGGAGGAGCUGAUUGCCAAAGGAGCAAUUGAUCAGUGCACAUACAUCAAGUACCACUACUCCUCAGCAACAAUUCCCAAGAACCUCACCUACAACAUUACCAAGACAAUCCGCCAGGAUGAAUGGCACGCUUUGCAUCUGCGUAGGAUGACGGCUGGCUUUAUGGGCAUGGCUGUGGCCAUCAUCCUCUUUGGCUGGAUUAUCGGGGUGCUGGGGUGCUGCUGGGAUCGAGGCCUUAUGCAGUAUGUAGCAGGGCUUCUCUUCCUCAUGGGAGGUACCUUCUGCAUCAUUUCACUGUGCACAUGCGUGGCUGGAAUCAACUUUGAGCUCUCCCGCUACCCUCGCUACCUGUACGGACUUCCAGAUGACAUCAGUCAUGGCUACGGCUGGUCAAUGUUCUGUGCAUGGGGAGGCCUGGGCCUCACUCUUAUAUCGGGCUUCUUCUGCACCCUGGCCCCUUCUGUCCAACCUGUCCCCAGGACCAACUGCCCCAAAUCCAGACCUGAGAAUGGGACAGUGUGCUAAAAUAACUAACUAGCAAACAAACGUGUGUGUGUGUAUAUAUAUAGCUAUGUAUACACAUACGUACAUACAUAUAUAUAUAUAGCUAUAUUUAUCUCAAACUGAUGCCAGCGCCAAGGUAGAGCUGAGUUUCAACAUGGCACAUGCAUCUCCACAGGACUUUGUGUUGCUUCAUUCUUUCUCACAGAAAUGGGAAAGCUUUUCUGUAACAUGGCUCUUCCAUACAACUCUUAACUUCAGUACCAUAAUUUACAGAUCAAGUGAAAAUACUGUUGCAUCUAUCGACUGUCACCUGGGGUGGGGGGUGGGGGGAAAUCAGGUUGUAUGGAGGAUGUGAAACCUGAGCCUGUACAGGACAUGGGGAACCAAAAAGUAUCCACUGCAAGCCAAGAGGAGAAUACAAUGAACAAGCAAAGAAACAAAUCAACCAUGUGAGUCGCCUCUAGAAUGUAACCUCCUCAAGGCCAUUUUUAAACCCUUACCCCCUUUAAAAAACAAAUAACAUUGUUAUUUUUCUUCCUGCCUAAAAAUAGAGGACAAAAUUGAUAGAACAUAUGGUGGAGGGGAGAAUAUUCUCUCUGCCUGCCAAACUUAAAAUAAAAUAAAAUAAAAAUGGAACAACAAAGAAAAAAACCACAAGGACGUUUCAGUGGAUGUUCUAACAAUGCCGUUUUAAUCUUCCAGCUGCCUUACAUCCAGGCUUAACACGGAGGCUGAACUGCUAACAGAGACGCAGUGGGUGGCCUUUGAAAAUGCUGUGAUACGUGUGUGUAUAACUCUAUUUUCCUUUUUCUUUUUUAAAAGAAAUUUAAAAACAUUGAAAUGUGAUCGUCUACAAUCCAUCCAUACUGUGUUUGUAACCCAAGAAAAUGGCAUCAAGACUGCAUAAGUGUAAGGGAAGGCACAAGUUCCGAGACAGCCUAUCUCCUUCGCUGGAGGUUUUUUUUUUUUUUAACCUAA
Pelodiscus sinensis (Chinese soft-shelled turtle) is the source of this 1964-nucleotide messenger RNA. It is a transcript of the gene TMEM178B, whose product is annotated as transmembrane protein 178B. Lineage: Eukaryota; Metazoa; Chordata; Testudines; Trionychidae. The record is from RefSeq and is a predicted model, not a curated record. Gene Ontology annotation, cellular component: membrane.